Molecule: messenger RNA, 822 nt
Organism: Aspergillus pseudotamarii
Lineage: Eukaryota; Fungi; Ascomycota; Eurotiomycetes; Eurotiales; Aspergillaceae
Product: Saf4/Yju2 family protein
Exons: 3
Coding region: 1-822 (273 amino acids)
Biological process (GO): mRNA splicing, via spliceosome
Cellular component (GO): U2-type catalytic step 1 spliceosome
Source: RefSeq, a predicted model, not a curated record
AUGUCUGAAAGAAAGGUCCUGUCGAAGUACUACCCGCCAGACUUUGAUCCGAGCGCAAUUACCCGUACGAAAAACAAACAAACAGGCCCCAAGGUGAUAACGGUUCGACUUAUGGCCCCGUUUUCAAUGAAAUGCACACAAUGUGGAGAAUUCAUUUAUAAAGGAAGAAAAUUCAACGCGCGCAAAGAAACAACAGAGGAGAAAUACUUCUCUAUCCCCAUUUAUCGUUUCUAUAUUCGGUGCACAAGAUGUAGUGGCGAGAUUACGUUCAAGACGGACCCCAAGAAUAUGGAUUACACGGCGGAGAAGGGCGCGAAGCGGAACUUUGAGCCGUGGCGGGAUCCGAAGAACGAGACGUAUAACGAGACGGAGGAGCAACUGCUGGAUCGGCUAGAGAAGGAGGAGAAUGAGGAGCAUGAGCGCGCGGAGAGGGAUAAGAUGGCUGAGUUGGAGGAGAAGAUGUUGGAUUCGAAGAGGGAGAUGGCAAUCGCGGAUGCGCUGGAUGAGAUCCGGACGAGGAAUGCUAGGAUAGAGAGGAAUGAGGCGCUAGGGGAUGAGGCGGCGCUUGCGCAUGUACGGGAGGAAGUUGACGAGGAAAAGUUGAACGCUGAGAAGGAGAUCGAGGAAGCUGCGCGGCGGGCAUUCACCACGGAAACUGGGGAGAAGGUGAAGAGGCUUGUUGAGGAGGAUUCUUCAAAUGGCGCUACGCCAGACCCCAAGCCGAGCGAAGCACCACCUUCAUUCGCACGGGUCAAGAAGGCGAAGAAGCCAUUGCCAAAUAGCUUGGGCAUUAAGAAGAAGGCAAAGCCAUCGCUGGUGUAA